Molecule: messenger RNA, 1239 nt
Organism: Vidua chalybeata
Lineage: Eukaryota; Metazoa; Chordata; Aves; Passeriformes; Viduidae
Gene: GIMD1
Product: GIMAP family P-loop NTPase domain containing 1
Exons: 3
Coding region: 511-1170 (219 amino acids)
Molecular function (GO): GTP binding
Source: RefSeq, a predicted model, not a curated record
UAAGCAAACAUCUUUAUAUCUGCAAAUGAUUUACACUGUGCUAUGAAAAUAUUGCAAUUAAUAAUUCAUUGCAAUAAUAAGAGAGUGCAUUUGCUAUUCACAUGCACAUAUGAAGACACAUUCAAGAACAUGCAAUACAAAGGAAUCCCACUACUACAUUUAUAAUUUGCACGUUUAACUGCUGGUGGAAUUAAUUUACUUUAAAAAAUAUCAAUGUCAUGCAAUCACUUAAAUCACUUACUUCAGAAACAGGAUUUGCAGCUAAGUUCCAAAAAUUCAACCAUGCCAAUUACUGGCCAAACAUAUGCAAUUCAAUGAGGAGCUAUCAGUAAUAAAUUAACCAGAUGAACAUGUACGUAACAGUCUCGGCGUGGUACGGUGCUGCUGUUAGUUUCAAAGUUCACAUAUGAACUUCUUUUUACACUGCACAUGUGGUUUAUGAAUGAAGCCUGAAUGAAAGAAGAAAUUAAGGGGAAAUAAGUGACAGGUUUGUGGAUAAAAGCGCAGACAAUGGCAGACAGUAAUGAGAUGACCAUCAACCUUGUUGUCCUUGGAAAAACUCAGACUGGCAAAAGUGCUGCUGGGAACAGCCUGCUGGGCAGUGCAGACUUUGAGAGCCGUCUCUGCCCCAGCUCUGUGACUAUGUGCUGCAGCCUGGGACGCAGCGGCCGCAUUUUGGGGCUCAUCCGGAGAAACGGCCGCGAGUCAGCUCUCUGUGUUCGAGUACUGGACACUCCCAGCUACCCUCACAGUGCUCUGAGCAAAGAGCAGGUGAGAGACAUGGUGAGAGCAGCCCUGGCUCAGCACUUUGGGGAGGAAGGCCUGCACUUGGCCCUCUUGGUCCUGAGGGCUGACCUGCCCGUGUGUCCAGAUGAAAGCGAUGACACAGUUCAGCUCAUCCAGGAACUUCUGGGUCCCACAUGGAAGGAUUUCACUGCAGUCCUACUUACUCAUGCAGACAAGGCAGAAGAGGCUGGAUACAGUGAGGAAACAUAUUUGCACAGCGCCUCAAGUACCCUGUUGUCACUUUUGAGCUCAGUACAGCAUAAAUACAUCUUCUUAGACAACCACAGCAGCAUAAUUAAAGAGGAAAGAAAUAUUGUCCUAAGAAAGCUCUUGAAUUUUAUACGAAGAAAUAAUUAUCAAAUACUUAAACACAGCAAGGAAUAAAAUUAGCUUUAAAGGUGCUCACUUGUCUAUUUUCUACAGUAGGUAACAUCUAAUAGAACUGUUACCUAC